AAUUUCAUGAUUGAUAAAUGCAGAGAUAUUCUCAUGAGAUCAAAUUGCAUCUGCUAAUUUGUAAGCUUCUACCGUAUGCUGCUUUGCAUUAUUGAAGUACUGCUGUAUUUGUUUUUUGCAGAGGAUGGUCGAUGAAGAGAAAUUGCAAUUUCACGAGGAAUACAUGAACGAGAAGGAUCCUAGUAUUCUACACUUUUUAUUGGCAUCGGGAGAUGAUGUUUCUAGCAAGCAGCUCCGUGAUGAUUUGAUGACAAUGCUAAUAGCUGGACAUGAAACAUCUGCUGCAGUGCUUACAUGGACAUUUUAUCUUCUUUCCAAGGAACCUAAGGUUGUGGCCAAGCUCCAAGAAGAGGUUGAUUCUGUUUUGGGGGAUCGCUUUCCAACUAUUGAAGACAUGACAAAGUUGAAGUACACCACUCGUGUUAUUAAUGAAUCUUUGAGACUAUAUCCACAGCCGCCUGUGCUGAUUAGGCGUUCUAUUGAGGCUGAUCAACUUGGGAAAUAUCCUAUCAAACGAGGUGAAGAUAUAUUUAUUUCCGUAUGGAACAUCCAUCGUUCUCCGAUGCAUUGGGUGGAUGCUGAAAGUUUCAAUCCUGAAAGAUGGCCUAUUGAUGGGCCAAAUCCAAAUGAAGUGAAUCAGAAUUUUAGCUACCUGCCAUUUGGUGGAGGGCCAAGGAAAUGCGUUGGAGAUAUGUUUGCAACAUUUGAGACCGUGGUGGCGACAGCGAUGCUGGUAAGACGAUUCAACUUUGAAAUGGCACCAGGAGCACCUUCGGUUGAAAUGACAACUGGUGCAACCAUCCACACUACUGAGGGCUUAAAAAUGACAGUCACUCGCAGAUUUAGGCCUCCUAUUAUUCCAUCCCUGGAAAAGAAGGUGAUACAAAUAAAUGGUGAGCAACCGCUGGACUCUUCUCUUGAAGGUGACCACAAAGAUGAAAUGAUAUCUGCUUAAACCUGAUAAACAAAUCUUAUAAAAGCUGAAGAUUUUCAGAUGCUUUUGAAAUAGCUUACAGAAAAGGAAGAAUAAUUCCCAAGUUUGGGCAUUUCUUUUUCUCAUUGUUGAUGUCUGUUUAUAAGCAAUUUAGACUACUUUAGAGCUGUUAAAAUUGCAACAUGUCAAUGUAAUUAUUAAGGAGAAAUUUUAUCUUUAUAUUCUAUACAAAAUUGUGCUUUAAUUUAUGAGUAA
Molecule: messenger RNA, 1189 nt
Organism: Dendrobium catenatum
Lineage: Eukaryota; Viridiplantae; Streptophyta; Magnoliopsida; Asparagales; Orchidaceae
Product: protein LUTEIN DEFICIENT 5, chloroplastic-like
Exons: 9
Coding region: 125-955 (276 amino acids)
Biological process (GO): xanthophyll biosynthetic process
Cellular component (GO): chloroplast
Molecular function (GO): iron ion binding; oxidoreductase activity, acting on paired donors, with incorporation or reduction of molecular oxygen; heme binding
Source: RefSeq, a predicted model, not a curated record